CGUGAACCUGUUGCGCGUGUGUCUCGGUCUCGUGGCUUGGGUUCCCCCCUUUUGGAGCUAUAUACGAAGUUUCACGGAUCGUCACGACGAUGCGACACUAAUUGUGAGUGUAGGCGAGGGUGAGCGAAGAAGAGCGUUUCGAGUUUUUAUUUUGUUUUGUUGUUUUUACUCGAUUAUGUUCACGACACGUACGAUUGGUAUCCAUAUUCUAUUAAGCGUCUUCUUUGCUGGCGUAUCGUGUACCGAAACUUAGAAGAAUUCAUCCGCGAAGCUGACUGGCAGCAAUUGUUUGUCCAGUUGUCGGACUUCAGUGAUUUGUUCAUAUAGUUUGCCAAUAAGUGCGCACGGAAGCGAAUGCGCACGAAGCUUGGCGCGUUAUCAUCGCAAUAAGGGUGGUUUUUCGUUUUCAAGUUUUGUGGUCCGGCAUUGGUGUUGCAAUUUACAUACUGGGAAGUCAGUUGGCUCAUUAACAGUGCGUGUAGUAAUCCUAUUUCUCGGUGUUGUUAGGGCCGCUAGAUGUGUGAUAGUGAAAAGUGAGCUCUCUGAAUCGAGGGAACGAAGUGAUCUAUCACACGCAAUCGGGGUGCAAAGUUCAGCACCGCACAGUACAGAUUUGCUCUACAAAAGGUUGAGGAUCGAGGCGAGAGAAGACUCUCAAGAAUGCGAUCCGGUUCGAUUGUAGGGCUGGUAUGGACCAUCGUCGCCCUUUUGGGACUGAGUAGUGGCUCCAGAAUUUUGGGCCUUUUUCCCCAUCCCGGACUGAGUCACUUCAAGGUUUUCCAGCCGAUCAUGCGUGGAUUGGCCGAGGCCGGUCAUGAAGUCACCGUAAUCAGCUAUUUUCCCAAUGCGCAGAAAUCAGUGCCACCACUUCCAAAUUACCGAGACUAUGCCUUCGAGGGACCAGAUGUGCUGACCGACAGCUUCAGCAUUGAGGAACAAAAUACUAGGGACUUUGUGAGCAACUUUAUCGAGUUCUACGAGUUAGCAGACUGGGGAUUUUCAAGUUGCGAAGCUGCUCUCGGUUCACCUGCGUUAGACGAAGUCCUCAAACUACACCGAUCGAAGCCCUUCGAGCUGAUCGUAACGGAGUUCUUCUCUACCGACUGUAUGCUGGGGUUGGCGCAUGUUAUGAACGUUCCCUUCGUAGGUUUGAGCAGCUGUGCUCUGAUGCCUUGGCACUACGAUCGAAUCGGUCUACCGGACAGUCCAGCUUACAUUCCUUCCGAGUUCAGUAGGUUUUCUGAACGUAUGGGCUUUUGGGAGCGUGCCGAGAACUGGAUCGUUACACGUGCCGUAAAAUUGCUGUAUCACGUGGUUCAGUGGAAUGACGAUCGUUUGUUGGCGAAAAAGUUUCCCGGUUUGGCUAUCCCAAGUGUACGGGACAUCGCGAAGAAUGCAAGUUUAGUAUUGGUUAAUCAACAUUACACUCUAAGUGGGGCUCGACCUCUUGUACCUGUUGUUGUUGAAGUCGGUGGAGUUCACAUUGAACCGGUUAAACCGUUACCAGACGAUUUGGCCAAACUACUGGACAGUUCCGUCGAAGGAGUUAUCCUCAUUUCUUGGGGUUCCGUACUGAGGGCAUCAACGCUGCCAAAACCUAAACGUGACGCCAUUUUCAGUGCCCUCAAACGCCUUCCUUACAAAGUCCUGUGGAAAUGGGAAGACGACAACAUGGACAACAUACCACCGAACGUUGUGAUCAGAAAAUGGUUACCGCAAAGAGACGUUCUUUGUCAUCCCAACGUGCGACUCUUCAUGGCUCAUGGUGGUUUGCUCGGCAUUUCGGAAGCAGUUCACUGUGGGGUACCAAUUGUGGCGACACCUUUCUACGGGGAUCAAUUCCUGAACGCGGCAGCUGUCGUCAAUCGAGGAGCUGGCGUUCAAAUGUUCUACGAACAGAUAACACCGGAUUACGUGUUCGAUUGUCUACAGAAGGCACUCCAGCCUGAGAUCCGCCAAGCGGCCCGACAUCUUUCGGAUGCGUUCAACCAUCGACCGCACACGCCCCUUCAGCUGGCAAUUUGGUCCAUCGAGAAUGUGCUCAGACAUGGCGUACGGCGCUAUGAACGAUCCUAUGGUUCGAAUUUGAAUCUGGCGGUCUACUAUUCGUGGGAUGUCAUUCUAGCGAUUUCCGGUGUGAUUUUGUUACUGUGCCUUUUGUUGAUCAAAAUAUAUCACCAUCUGUUUGGUGUAAAAACUGCCAAAGUAAAAAGAUCAUGAAAAAAAGUUGGCUAUAAGUGAAGCACUUGAAGUGCGAAGAGCGUAAAUUAAAAAAAAAAUGUAUGUUCAAAAAGUGGUUGAAAGGUAUUUUAUGUACAGGUUUGAAAAAGAAGGUGUUUAACAUUUAGAAAGCCUCAUUUGUUAUAUUAGUUUUAAAUCGCAGCUUGUAAGUUAAGAUGGGGACAAUAAAACCCCGAAUCUGUAGAGCCAAAUUUGAAUACGGUAAGUUAUUUUCGGCAACGACUAGUAAGAGUACGUCUCAUUUAAGUUUCGGAAAUAUCGAUGGCAGAUGGAAUCAUAUGACUUGAUGACGGAGAAACAUAUAAUGUUGUUUUAUGUACAGGAAUAAAGAAAGAUUGUUACAAAAAGUUCAUAUUACAGUAAGACCACCAAUAACGUGAACAGGAGAGAUUAGGUACAAAGUUUUGAAAUAUCACCGGGUGAAAGCGUUCUCUGAUGAAUCAAAUUUUUGAAUAAAUGAAUUUCAUGAAUAUCUUUAA
Messenger RNA from Uranotaenia lowii, 2720 nucleotides. Its product is annotated as UDP-glucosyltransferase 2-like. Bases 661 to 2220 code for a protein of 519 amino acids. The record is from RefSeq and is a predicted model, not a curated record. NCBI's taxonomy places the organism in Eukaryota, Metazoa, Arthropoda, Insecta, Diptera, Culicidae. The transcript has 5 exons. Gene Ontology annotation, molecular function: UDP-glycosyltransferase activity.